AUGGAAAGAGUGCUCAAACGUGUUGGCCUCUCCAAAAGAACACAAUCAGAUGUCGAGGCUCACAUGACCAAUCUCGAUGAAAAUGUUAAAGUAAGAAGACGGCGACGCAGCAAAUCAAGACGGCGCCCGAGUCAGGAAAACAAAAAAACGCGCGGGUUAUUUAAUAUUGAUUGGGAUUCUGUAAAAGAUUGCAAAUCCUGCAAAUCUCGAGCCAUCACUAGGAGGUUCUGCAGCAAAAGAGCCGACAACGAAUUGUACAGGUCCAACAGUUUCAAGUUUGAGAGAUUCAUUAGAGGCAACGAGGAAUUAUCGACUCUUGGCAAAAAGAUUUCCGUCUGCGACGACUAUAGUUUACCUGUUGACCAUUUAGCGAAGCGGAGACCAAAUAGUAUAGCCGUACCAAAUCCGAACUGCAACAAUUUUUCGGAAUGGAACCUAUCCAGCCCCAAUGACGACAAGGUAGGCGAAAGUUUUCCCAGCCCCUCCAACGUCGAAGUUCUAGACACGUAUUCAACCCCAAGGGACUCGAGGCAGCACCUAAGCCAAGACGAGAACGAACCAAAAUGCUUCACUAGUCCAGAUAGGGAAUAUUCCCAACCCUACACUACAGAAGAAUCCUCAGGCCCUACCUCCGACGAAGAGUUCGGCUCUACUGGCAACGGCAAUGCCAACAUCCUUGAUCUAAACUCUCCCGACAGCAUAAACGAAGGUCUUCUACCUUCAACACUGAACGUCCUCUCUCCAAACAAAACCGACGUGGGCACUAAGCGACAUCCCUCUCCUUAUUACUAUGGUGACCUAUUCAAAUAUAAAACGGAAAAUUCCCCUCCUAAGACGGCUGUAAAGAACAAAAGGAAUCAAAGUUUAAAACAGGAGCGGGAACGACCAGAAUCGAAAUAUCAAAAUACCAAUAGACGCUCCAGGACCAAUAGGAGAUUCCGAAAAAGUUCCAGCCUAGACAACCCAAAUGACCAGAGGGAGAAGACUAUUAGGAACAGGCCGCAGAUAAAGUACAAGAAAAGUUCCAGUGUAGAAACACAGAGCACUGAUUCGAGAGACGCCCCAAAUGGCACUCAAAUGCCGCCAAAUCCAGUAACCGUUGCAGCCUAUGAUGAAUAUGGACUAGACGAUAUGACACGCCAACGUCAUGUAUAUGAGACUGCCUUCGACUGCCGCAUCAGCAAGUCGGACGACGACUUAGACCAGAUCGACAAAGUAUCGAACCAUCCUGUACUCGUCCAAAUUAACAACGCCUGGGAGACUAAGCCUGGGUCUGAACCCUCCAUAGACAGUAGCACGCUCAAUAGACGUAAUAGAGCCAGAGAAAAUUGCCAGAAACCGAGCCAGGAGGACAAUAAUACGGUUCUCGCGUUGUCGCAGGAUAUACAGAACAUGCACUUGACUGCCACUGAAGAAAACAACUCAGCUUCCUCGGGCGGCCUACCGCUUCGCGGGUACACACCCUCGCCACCGUCCACGGCUCCCUUGCCCACGAAGUUCCACGGGAAGGAACACAUGAUGAACAGCAUUCGUAGCGCGCCCAACCUGCCCUCCCACCCAAAGUCCAGACUGAAGGACCUCCACCUUCCCGUGAAAUCGAUGAGGGGUCGAUCGCCCACCACCAGCAGCGACAGCCUGCACAUCCAAAUCCACCAGAGGAGCGACCACGUCGUUCCCGAGAAAGACAGGAUUUUCGAGAUUAAGAGCAGGCCGAGGAAGGACAUACUGUUAAAUAAAAGGUCCAAAGAUAGCCUUUUGGAGUUUAAAGGUAGAAGGGUCAGGCAUAAGUAUUCCAGUACGGAAAGCAUGACAACUAGUAGUAGUGGGGGGAGCAUGGAGAGCAUCAAGAGUAGUACCAGCGAGGGAAACAGAAGCACUUCGAGUUCCGAAAGUAGGCAUUCACCGUCGCUAAGCUCGCAUAGUUCGGAUUCUGGAGGUAAUCCAAACAAUUACCCCGUCCCUCAAACCUCUGCUGGUUUUUUAGCACAACACGCUAACAAGCUCCAUAUACUGAGCCCGAUAUCCGACAAAUCCUCUCAGGAACCGAUAUCCGAAACGUCGGACAACAACAGAAACAACAAUUCGCAAAAAUGUUCACCUGAAGAAGUAGUCGCCACCCCCGAAACCAUCAAGACCAAACGUCGCCUCCCCCAGAAUAAAAAUUUACUGAAUUUGGGGUUCCACACGGCCAACCCUGAGAUUCAAGGUUCCGACAGCGGCAUUUCGAUCCAAAGUAGAGAAGGCAUCAAGUCUAGGUUCGGUUUCACAAAUGCGGAACUCUCUGCUCCCCCUAGCCAACAAGAUUUUUCCGAUUUACCCUUCGAUAUGCCCAAGUUGAGACGUAGAAGGAUGCUACCUGAAGUCGCCUGUACUUCAGGUAGCGCCACUUCAGUGGACCUGAGGGAUCUCCCAUUCGAUAUGCCUAAGUUGAGAAGGAGAAUGAGACUACAGCCAUCUAACUUGGAGGCCAGUGCUUCCCAGGCGUCAUCCAGUCAAAGCGUUCUGGAGACCGACAGACAGGCAAUGUGCAGACCAAAAUUAACCCUGAACCUGGGAGAAAUAAGCAUGAGACAACAGCAUCCGACUUUGGGAUUAUCGCUAACGCUAGGCUUAAAUCUAAACCCAACAAUCGGCGAAAUUACUGGUAGUACCGAAACAAUAGAUGUAAACUUGCCAUUGGAAAAACAAGGGUGGUUCCACGGAUCAAUUAGUAGAAUGGAAGCAGAAAACGUCUUGAGGGUGUUAAGGGAGGGCAGUUUUUUAGUAAGGAACAGCGAAUCUAUUAAACACGAUUAUUCCCUUUCCUUAAAGAGCGCAAGGGGUUUCAUGCAUAUGCGGAUACAAAAAAAUUCAGGGGAUGGUUGCUUUAUCCUGGGCCAAUUCAGCAAACCUUUCAAUUCGAUACCGGAGAUGAUAAAACAUUUCUCCAUCAACCGUCUGCCAAUCAGGGGGGCGGAACACAUGUGCUUACUGCAACCUGUUAUUGCACAACUUUUGUGA
This is a messenger RNA of Anoplophora glabripennis (Asian longhorned beetle), 3000 nucleotides long. RefSeq lists its product as uncharacterized. The coding region runs from base 1 to 3000 and encodes 999 amino acids. Lineage: Eukaryota; Metazoa; Arthropoda; Insecta; Coleoptera; Cerambycidae. The record is from RefSeq and is a predicted model, not a curated record. Gene Ontology annotation, molecular function: phosphotyrosine residue binding. The transcript has 11 exons.